This is a messenger RNA of Coccomyxa subellipsoidea C-169, 2925 nucleotides long. RefSeq lists its product as hypothetical. The record is from RefSeq and is a predicted model, not a curated record. Lineage: Eukaryota; Viridiplantae; Chlorophyta; Trebouxiophyceae; Coccomyxaceae. The transcript is spliced from 7 exons. The coding region runs from base 1 to 2925 and encodes 974 amino acids.
AUGGAAGAGCCAAUCCAUGGCAGCCAGAGGGAGGACAUCAAGCAGUACCUGCGCAGGAUGGAGAGGGUGAUUGCCCAGGCAGAAGAGCUGCACUCGCACACAGUGGUCCAGAGCAACUCGAGCAUGCGGAGAUCAAACUUCAGCAGGCGGAGAAGCUACAGUGGCAACGGCAGCUGCCCUGAGGAGCCAGCAGGGGCCAAAGAACCCACCAACCCCUUGAGGAGGUCUUACUGCGUGGGCACAGAUGGCUGCAGGGAGCCUGCAGCAUGCCUGCCAGGGAGGGAGCUGACAGCCGCUGGCAGCAGGACAGCCGAGGCACUGCUUGACUCCGGAGCCACUCUGUCAGACUGGAUGGAUGAGGAAGCUGUGGUCAGCGCACAGCCUAGCGCACAGAGACUAGGCUUGGGGGCCACAGGACAGCCUGACUGCGCAGCCAGCCCCAUCUCAGGAGAGGUGUUGCUGGAUCCUGAGGCAUGCCUCACCUUCAGGAUUGGCAGCGACGGAGUUCCCGUCAGUGAGUCUGACUGCGACUCGGUCCUCAUUGCUAGCCCUGUCAGAGGCGGCAUCGACCAGGUUUAUGGGACGCCCCCGCGCAGAGGGCCUUCCACAGUGGCCUCCCCGCUGAGCAGAGGUUACGUGACCGCCGCUGCCUCGCCUGCGCCCUCCCUGCCACAGGAAGAGUUCUCGCCUGCGCGCAACACUGCCGUGCAAGAUACCUUGGAGGAGCAAGCGGCCAAGUUCAGUCCACACAGCUACCCAGUCACAAUCUCUGCCAACACCUUCUGUGCCAGCGAGCAGCCGUCCCAGUCCCUGGCAGCCUCCCAGUCUCACCUCACCAGUUCAGUGCGGAACGGCUUAAUCCGCCCUGCCGCGCCGAUCGAGGCACACGCAGUGUCAGACACAAUGGGAACCCUAGGAGGCAAGGGAGAUACAGCGGACACAGCAGACUCUGGGGGGUCCGAGGGGGACCCUUUCCUGACCCCAGAGGACAGCGCUCAGGGGAAUGGCUCGGCUGGCACUGACCAUACACACAGCCAGGUCAGCACCGGGGCAUAUCAGCCACCAUGCCAGCACAUGCUGACUCAGCAUGAUCCGCUCAGCGCUGACGACACAGCGGCGCUGCUCGGCGUGGAGGUUGGUGAGGGCGCUGCUGUGGCCGACGUUGUCAGGUUCCUCGCGUCCGCAUCAUCGUCGAAUGUCAGCCGGCGUGCUGACUCAGCGAGCGCCUCGAUGGGCAGCACGGCUGUGGGUGUAAUUGCUCCAAACGGCGGGCAUCACAGGCAGCGCAAGCAGGCCGCUGAUGAGACACAGAUAGGGAGGAACGGUGGCGGCGACGCAUACAAAUCUGCUGCGAAUUCUUCUUCCUUGAAGGGGAGUGCCAACACGGCAGCCCCUGUGGCUGUGCAUGGCAAGGCCGAUCCAGAGGGGGGCGAUGCAAAGGAGGAGCGUGUGAGUGUAGCUUAUGCGGCUGGCAGCAGCAUGGAGGGAGAUUCCCAGGGCGCGGAGCCGGGUCAGGCGAGCAAGGAUCAGGGUGAGAGGAAGCGCAGCGCGCUGGAGAAGCUGAAGGGCCGCCUGCGCAACCGCCAGCAAGAUGCGGUCAGCCGCAGCAGGGAGAAAUUGGUGGGUGGAGCGGAGCCUGAGGCAAUGCCAAUCGCCGCUCCUUCCAGCGCCGCAGACGAUGGGGCGCAGCCGCAGCCGUGGCCGAGCCAGCCCCUGCGGAGCCCCUUAAAGUCUCUCAGCCGGCCGGUCACCCCGCGGGGGGAGUCCCCCUCCCGGAUCCCCCGCCCCAGCUCGGCGUCCUCGCAGCCCGGGUCCCCCCGCAUCCGCGCCAUGAUCCCCUCGCGGCUGCCGCGCCCGCCGACGCCCGGCACGCCAAAGCUGGAGUCCCCCAGAUGCCCGGUGGCUGUCCAUGUCGCGCGAUUCCCGACGCCCCGCUCCCCCGGCCGCGUCCCGAACAUCUCUCCGGAGCCGUCGCGGCCUGCCCCGCUUCCGGCCACCACGGCGGCGGCCGUUUCGGCACCCGCGCGGCCGUUCCCGCACCCGCCGAGCGGCCUGUCGCGCCCCGGCAGUGCGCGCCCGGACUUCCACCUCGCCGACGACGGCGCAGUCACCUUCCCCGGCGUGUCACGGCGUACCUCCGCUGCCGAGCUGGACGCCCUGACAAGUGACGGCAGCCUGCAGCCUUCCAGCAAUGGGCCGGCCAGCAGCGGCUGCACCAGCAGCGGCUCGGCGCACACCCUCUCCCAAGAGCGCUCCGGCCGGAGCGGCCGCCGCAGCCGUGCCGCCAGCUCGUCAACCGGCUCCAGCUGCACGGCUGAGUCAAAGGCGGGCCCCACCGUCUCUGCCGCGCCGGCAUCGCCGAGGUCGGUCAGUUCCAAGGCUGCACAGAGGGUGCGUCACAUGGGCCCCAGCGAGGCAGGCGGGAGCAAUGCUGCCACAGUUCACAGACGCGCUGCCGCAAGCUGCGCCUCUGACGGGUCGGCUGUGUUGCCUUCCAGGCCAAGCACGUCGCCACCACAGGCGAGCAGAUCGACAUCCUCUUCAGCAGUAAACGGCGACCUGCGCAGCUCUGGGAAGCAGACUGCUAAGAACGGGUCUGGAUACUCAAACAUCAAGCCGAGGACCAACAGCCACCUGGACCUGAACUACAUCCCAGUGACAAAGCCCAGCCGCCGGCAGGAUGUACCCACGGUCCAGUCAGCCGCAGCAAAGCCGGCCUGGGGGACUGGGGGGACCUCUGCCACAUCAGGAGCCGGCCGCAGCGAGCGCUCAACCUCGACUAAGGCGGAGCAGUUGAGGGAUGGUCGCAGCAGCGCAAGGGGCCGCGAAACUACGAUGCAGCCAGCGGAGAAGCUUCCGUAUGAUGCUCUGUUGGGUCAUGUCACGAACCUUCUGACAGAAGUGCGCACUGCUCUACGCCAGUAG